AUGGAAGAGUGGUCCGUGGACUUUAUCAACCUGCGCUGCCGGCAACUAUUUCAGGGAAAAGUGCAGUGCGAGUUAUCAGAGAGCAAGGGUCGGAUCUUGAGGGCCACGUGCUCCUUCAAGAGAGGAGACCUGCUUUUCGAGGAACCUCCGCUACACAUUGUGCAGGUGGAUGAGGGCAACGAGGCUUUCAAGUUGGUGAAGCGGAUCUGUGAGAAGCGUGAUGACGUGGCCUACAACCCGCUGUGGUACUGGGCAGCGUUUUCUUCGCUGACAGCAGACGAUCUAAGAACACCUCCCAAGGUGGGGUGUCUGAAACCAGUGUCGAGAGACCAACAAAAGCAACUCCUCUGCCUUUAUCAUGAGCCUGUCUCUGAAGCAAGCGCCACCGUGGAGAGCAUGGUGACAGAGUUGGGACUGGCGGUGUCCCCGGUGAAGGUGGAGGAGCUCCUAAGGCUUUGGAUUUUGAAUUGCUUUGAGCAUUCUGAGACCCCCGAGGGCUACUCCGCCUACUUUGUCUCUUCCUUCAUGUCACAUUCUUGCAAGCCAAAUGCCAUUUGGCACGAGGGCGCUGAUGCGCUUCACGUAGUUCGAGCCCGCAUGGACAUUUCCGAGGGUGACGAGGUUUGCAUCUCGUAUCUUGCGGAGGACGUACUGAUGUUCAGUGCAUCUCACCGGAAGAGAGCUCUCAAGAAAACGAAGCUUUUUCUGUGCACUUGUGAGCGCUGUGAUGAGCGAGCGGCCUCGGGUACAGAUCCGGUUGACCUGUGCCGUGGAUUCCGCUGCCCGCAUUGUGGGAGCCAUAUUUUCCCUCCGUUGAACGGGGCCGUCCGUGCAGAGGACCUUGCUGGGAUGUGCUGCUCUACGUGCUCCCGGGCCGUCGGAGAGCAUGCUGCUGGCUUGCUGGACACGGAGAAGCAACUGCGACUGCGGUUGCAGCUGCUGGACCAGGCUUGUGGCACCAAGCCGGUGGAAGAGCUCAUCACGGAAGCGGAUGCAAGGCAGCUGGAAGAAGUAGCCGGGGACCAGGCCUCUUCCGCCCUGGGGCCGCAGCAUUGGCUCUGCGAGCGCCUGGGCACCUACAUGGUUCCCUGGUACGACUCGCAAGGCCAGAUGGAUGAGGCACUGAAAUGGAUGGAGCGUCGCCUUCGUUGUCAGCGACACAUGUUUCCGUGGCCGAACGCAUGCCGUGCUUGGACAAUGCAGAAAUGCUCUCGUUUGCUGAUUCGCAGAUCCAAGUCGAUGUGUGACCGGCAGCAUCCUGGCAAAAGGGAUGAUUCGAUGCAGCGCCGCCUGCUGGCCCGGGCGGCCUUCCUUCAAGAGGAAGCCCUGCAGAAUCUGCGGGUGCUCUUCGGGGAGUCACACAGGUACACCGUGCGAGCUCGCAAAAAGCUCAGGCGCAUCUCUUCGCAAGCGAAUGCAAGCCAUGAGACUGACGAGCCCUUCGAUUUCGAAGUGGCCGAGAUCUUGAAUGCCGAGUCAGCAGAGACCCGACAGCGCUGGCGGAACAUAGCCGGACGGAUCGCGCCCUAUCCCACUGAGGUCAUUGACGGAGAGGAGGUCAUCGCAGACUUCUACGGUGGAGAAACUCAGCACGGCUUGGAACUGCGGCUCCACUCAGGAGGCUCCGUUGCCUGGGGUGGGCUCUUCGCUGCCUUCCCUUUGGGCUCGGUCCACCAGCGAAGUGAGAGAAGAGCCCUCGACCUGGUCCAUCGGUCGCUGGCCCGCUUCUUCAAGCAAUGGCCUGGUGGCAAGCAGGGAAACAGUUUCCCUCACGUUUUCUCAGCAGCUGCGCGGGUCGGAUGGAGAACGGAAGCAGGGAGCUUGUUGCAGGAUUGGGAGGCAUAUCUCACCAACACGUCGGAUCCGAAAUGUCGCCUGUACGGUAACGGCAUGGUGCUGGGUUGCGGCGGCACGGGCCUGGAAAAUGUCGGUGGCGCAGCCUUUGCCACGGAGCUACUUCUGCAAAUGCCUGAAGGCGUGCUUCAGGUUUUCCCGUCCUUGCCACUUGGCAUGGCGGCUUCUUUCCACCUCCGCGCUCCGGGGCCUGUAAUGAUAAGGGCAAGUCGGACGGCGUCGGGAUUUGUGACCGAGUUCAAAAUGCAUCUUCCUAUGCUCGAAGCGGAGCUAGACAUGGGUCCUACGGUGGUGCGAACGGACUUCCUGGUGCAAUCGCCAUGGCCAGAUUCAGACAUUCUGGUGGAUGGUCAGGUUGCGCAAGUCCGCGGUGGCAUCUUCCACGUUGGCCUUAGUGAAGGGCGACUCCACGAGAUCACCCCACGGAAUCCGGGGGAUGUAGCUGUUAGUUCAGGGCUGGUCGAAGACCACACUCGGAGAGGCAGCUUUGGUCUUGCGAUGCUACCAGCAAGUGCGGCCUCCAAGACCCGGGAUGCUGCUGUGCCAGACCAGAUCAGCUCGCCCUUGAUGGUUUUCCCGGCUGAUGAGACGCCUCAUUCACCGAUGGAGCUUCUGGAGUCAGACAGCGUGACGGAGUCAAAGCAUCUGGGCCCGAUGAGCCCGGUGUCUGUCAGCACGGAAGCUGUGUCACCGGAUGCACCGAGCUCCGCUGAUACCAUCGACAGGUCUUACAGGUGCUGUUCUCCCUCGCGGCUUCCAGUUCCCUGGCUGGAUGCCGAGGUGCUCGAGCGUGCUGCGACAUUUGCCCAUUUACCCGUUCCUCGAGAGAGGAGCGGUACCGGAGGCGUUGGUUCCCCUUCUGACGAGUUUCCGACUGUGCUGGGGCGGGUGUCUGCUGUUCGCGAGACCUCGAAAUCAUCUAGCAAAAGUGUGGCAAUGCCGUAUAAUUUCGCACCAAGCUCACCACAUUCCAUCCUAUCAGUGCCGGCUCCGUCCUACAUGGCUCGGGCAUGGCGAAGAGAACAAGGCGGUGGUUGUGAGGCUGCAAUUUCUAAUGCCUCGGGUGAAACACCCUUCGGCGUCCGGAAGUGGAGCAUCGGAGUCAGGACCUUGCUGCAGUUGGGCGACAGUCACUUCGCAGACUGGCUGUCGUUCUUGGCCCUGACUACCAUGGUGCUUGUCGUCACGGCGCUUUACGCCGUGGUCAUGGCGCCAAGGGACCACGAGGCAACAAUUGAGUGGCGCCGGGAGAAUCCAUCAGUGCACGUGGACAAGCUUGGCUGCGAUGCGGUCGACCACAUCGGCUUUUACCUGAUCUUGUGCGUUGCAACAUUUGCAGGUGUUGCAGCUUGCCUCAUGUUUCGCAAUGCUGGUGGUUCGGUGCACAUCCUGUCGGCUUCAGGCCUGGCUCUGCUGAGUUGGUUUCAGGGCCUGGUGGCGACGGUUCUACCCGCUCACGAGCGAGCCAAGAGCGGUUGCGCCUACGGGACGAUGCAGAAAAUCUUUGCACCACAGGAGCUAAGCAGCUACGACAGGGCAGAUUACUACAAGGAUUAUUACGGAGUGAUCAUCGUUCGCACUCUCUUGUUCCUGGCCACCUUGAUUUGGAUGCAGCACCUCAUGGUCUGGCGAGUGCUGGCGGUGGAGGCCACAUCGCGGCGCUUCUUCGGUGGAAGGUGCCUUGCCGUCGGCAUAGCCGUGCAGAAGAUUGCGGCAACGGUUGCUCUUGCCGUGAGCAUCUGGACCUAUACAUCAAUUGGCGGAUCUCAGACAAGCUCAGAGGAACCAUUUGGUGCGGAGGUUGCGGAAAGCGCGAUUACUGCGCAUGUCAAGUUUUGGAACAAUUGCAUGGAGUGUGAGCCUUACACCGGCCUCAUGGCGCUUCAGCUCAGCCUUGGGGGCAUGAACUUCCUUCUCUUCGUGGCCACCGGCGUCACGGUCAUCAUCAUCAUGUCGGUGAUCCUUUGGGACCUUGGCCAGGCUGUGCGCGUCACCAACGAUUUCACUGCGACGCACCCUCGAGCGAGGCGUGCUGGUCAACAGCUGCGGCGGGCACGGGCCGUGGUCCGAUGGCAGCUCUUCGGUGUCAUACUCCAUCUGGUGGCAAGCUCCGCCCUGCUCCCCGUCGCUUUGGAGAAGCUCUUGGACGGUCGGGGCUACCGAAGUGAGCCGGACUUGGCCAUCAGCUGUUCCUUCCAGGCCUUGGAAUUGCUUACGUGCGUGUCUGCGGCCCUCAUCCUGUCCGGUGGCUACCGACGACCCAUCCGGCACCGGUCCCGCGCAGAUCAGCCGUGCAGCUGGCAGUUUGCCACCGCAGACUCGGCCGACUCCACGUCAAAGUGCCCAGGCUUGCGCCGUGAGAAGACCGACAGCCGAGAGCUCGGCUUCGAGCGCUCGUCGACGGCCUGGAACAUGAAGGUGGCGGAGAUCGCUGGGCGUGGCAUCACAGUGAAAGAGUUACUGGGAUUCUACAGAACUUUGCGGGAUGUGAUGCCACACUACAAAGCAACCGUGCAUACCACCGGUGAUGUUGUGCGCCACGCCAUUAUUCCCAUGACGAAAGAGUCUCGCAGCUCGUAUGUGCAGGCUUUUGAGGGUGCUGGAAGAAGUGGUCGGCCCCAAAAGAUGGUGACGUAUUACCACAUAGAGGGUACAGAGAAGAAGGAUCCGGCUGUGACUGCUCCCGGCGGCAGUGAUCUGGACAAGGUUGGCUUUGAUGCAAAGCGCUACUUUGACGGUCUGGUUUCUUCCGGGCAGCUGCCUGAGCUCGUCAAGCGCGCCAACGAGCUGGACGCUGAGAUCAAGGAUCUGGAUGGCGAUAUGCAGAUGCUGGUUUACGAGAACUACAGCAAGUUCAUCCGAGCGACAGAUGUAAUCAAGCAGAUGAAGUUCACGAUAGAAGGGCUGGACCCUGACUUAAAAGUGCUUGAGGGCAACGUCUCCAGGAUAACAGAACACCAGAAGAAGGUUGAAGAUGGGACAUCAGGCAGAGCUGGCCGGAUCGAGGACCUGCUGAAGCAGCAGCGCGUGUGUCGCAAGCUGCAGGUGCUCUUUGAACUUCCUGCAACACUCCAGAAGUGCCUCGAUCGAAAGGCCUAUGGAGAAGCAGUGGAGGCAUAUUGCUGCUGUUCAGGCUUCCUUCGUCAAUACAGGCACAUGCCCACCUUUCAGAAGGUCCUGGAGGAGGUGGAACUUCAGAUGGGUCGCAUCCGCGUGGCCCUGGAAGACCGCUUGCGUUCUCCAGAGCUCUCUGUUGAGGAAGCCGUCAACAGCUCUGUAACGCUCUUGGAUCUUGGGGAGGACCAGGUCAAAGUUUCCAGCGAAUAUCUCACUGGAAGGACGGGUGCUCUUCGAAGCCGCCUGGCGGCUUGCUUCGAUCCACUGGAAGAUGCUCCAGGACCUGAACCUGGCGAUGAAGAGCUCUCCAAGGAUCAGGAGGAGCUCCGACGACCUGAAAGCUUGGCCUUGCACGGUGCGUGCAGGCGAGCUACAGAGACCUACGUUCCGAUGCUUUGCGAUGCUGUCGAGGGUUUUCAGAAGUUGCUUGAGGUUCGCUCCGGAUCUGGAUCUGCAGUUGACGAGAACGUGCUUCCGGAAUUCGUGAGUGCCAGAAUUGAAGAUCUGUGCGACCGUAUCACGCAGCUGGUGGACAAAAAAUGUCCACCUACGCGGGUGCUCGUUUCGUGCAUCCAUUCUGUCCGAGAUUCCUUGAGGCGACUACAUUCGCUCCUGCCAGCUUUGCUUACACGGCUCUUCCGAGCAUUCCUUGGCCGGACGGCCAUGGAUGCUAUGAAGGCGCUGUUUGCAACAGCCUGCUCAGCUAUGCUGACAGAGAUGUGUAAGCUGCACCAGGAAUGCAAGAAGCUGGGCGAGUCCAGCAGUUCGGGCUUGGACGACGUGUUGGAAGAGAUCGCGAAGACGGAGCAGUCCGUAAUCAUGCAUGGGUUCACGGCCUUGACGGAGUGCCAACCACUGCAGAGCCUCCUUGGUCCCGACAAGGUGGCUGGCCAGCAACUCAUCAGGGGACUCCACUCACAGCUUACGACUUUCUUUACGACCUUCACGGAAGUCUGCCGCACAUACGGAGCCACCUUGCAGAACUACAACAACGAGCUCGUGAAGUCUAUCGAAGAUCUCCGUGAGAAACGUGAGGAGCUGAACCGCCAGAUCCUGAAGGAGGAGGAAGACAAGGCGAAGAUCCAGAAAGAGCUGUCCAUCCUCACAGAUCGGCUGCAGAAGGUGAACGAGAGCUUGGUUCGCAAGACCCAGGCCCGCAACGAGUACGACAAGACGAUCCAGGAGACGGAAGCCGCUUACAUGAAGAUCCUCGAGUCCUCUCAGACCCUGCUUCACGUCCUCAAGCGCGAGACGGUGAACCUGACCAAGACGAAGGGAGGAGGAAAAUGGGAGAGCUCUCUUGCCUUGCAGAUGCAGUUGACAUGCACCGGGUACAUGGCAGCUUGUGAGGUGGGGAGCGACGUCGGCGAAGCUCUGCUGCCGUUGCCAAUGGCGAAAGAGAUGAAGCAGGUGGCUGAUCUCGAAUGGUGUGGUUUGUUUGCAUUGGCUUUGGUGCGGGUGGGCCGGCACCUGGAGGUCAAGGCCAUCAACAAGGUCUGGGGCGUUGCAAAGGACCUUUUCGAGGGUGCGGAGGCUGCAGCAGCUGAGCUCCAGCCAAAUGCAGUGGUUCUGAAGUCGACACGGGGCGCGGCUCAAGCAGUCAUCACACAGUAUGCAACCAUGAGUGGGCAACGGCUGGCCCACUUCUUCCGAAAUUCUGUGCAGAGUCGCAACUGGAUGACGGUGCGGGAGCCACAAGAGCCACGCAAGGUCGUGGAGAUGGUGCUUCGAGAG
This is a messenger RNA of Symbiodinium necroappetens, 6705 nucleotides long. The record is from the annotation of a GenBank genome assembly. Lineage: Eukaryota; Dinophyceae; Suessiales; Symbiodiniaceae.